CAGUGUAUUUCUGUGCGCAAAUGCCUGCUCCCCCAAAGCAGACAAAGAAAAGCAAAAAUAUUUGUAGCCCACCCUGUUCCGCAGCUGCAUGGACCUUAACAUCUAGCGCCAACUCAGAGUAGAGUGUGCCAACCCAAAAUAGGCUCCGGGUCAGUCUAAGCGACUUUUCCGCAUCCAUAUUGCGCAGGAAAGAAAGCGCGGUCAUCUCGGCGCACAGGUGGGUGCGCUCUCCAAACGCCCUUUCCAAACGGUGCCAAGCGAGAGAUCUUGGACACAGGUGGACCAAAACGAUCAGCUGCAAAAGGACCCGAUUGGCGAUUAAUUUCAGGAAAGGAAGGGGGAAAAAAAAUGGAUUUGCAUGCACGGUAGUCUCAUGAAGAGAGGAGGGGACAUGGGCGGGGCCGAGGCGCCUCUCGUUUCCCCUCCACGCUUAGCGGGGCAGCAGGGCUGGAAAUACCUCCCGGGAGCACAGUCGCCAGUCCAGCACGGAGACCCGCCUGGCCAAAAGAACGCGCCUCACACUUACCAGGAUUGCCAACAAUUCCUGAAAAAUAUACCUGCUAUUUAUGGCAUGUGGCUUGUAACUUUACUCCUGCUGUACUCUCUCCAAGAAGUACACAGUGAGGAUGUGGGCUCUACCAGGCUGUACUUUGUAAAUGCCUCCCUGCAGAGGGUAACCUACUCCAGCUCAGUGGGGGUGUCCCUGCCCUGUCCUGCAGGGGGCACCCCCAGCGCCAUACUGCGCUGGUACCUGGCCACUGGCGACGACAUCUACGACGUGCCCCACAUCCGCCAUGUGCACGCCAACGGCACCCUCCAGCUGUACCCGUUCUCGCCCUCCGCAUACAACAGCUACAUCCACGACAACGACUACUUUUGCACCGCCGAGAACCAGGCGGGCAAGAUCCGCAGCCCGAACAUCCGCAUCAAAGCUGUUUUCAGGGAACCCUACACUGUGCGGGUGGCGGACCAACGCUCAAUGCGGGGCAACGUAGCAGUGUUCAAGUGCCUCAUUCCUGCUGCCGUGCAGGAGUAUGUCAGUGUUGUGUCCUGGGAAAGAGACACUGUUUCCAUUGUUCCAGGUAACAGGUUCUCCCUGACCUCCUUUGGAGCUCUUUACAUCUCUGAUGUUCAGAAAGAGGAUGCCCUCUCCACAUACCGCUGCAUCACCAAGCAUAAGUACAGUGGUGAGACGCGACAAAGCAACGGAGCCAGGCUGUCAGUAAUGGACCCGAGUGAGUCCUCGCCCACCAUCUUGGACAGUUUCCAAGCCGGGGAGGUGUACGCCGGCCAGAGCAUCGAGCUCCCCUGCAUAGCGGGCGGCUACCCGAGCCCCACCGUGCGCUGGCUGAAAGAUGGUCGGCCGCUGCCCUCAGACGCCCGCUGGACCCGGCGCUUGACUGGGCUGACCAUCAGCGACCUGAGGCAGGAGGACAGCGGCAGCUACGCCUGCGAGGUCACCAACAGUUUUGGCUCCAAGGAGGUGUCUGGACAGCUUCACGUAAUAGAUCCACUGCGAGUGACGCUGUCUCCCAAGAACCUGAAAACAGGCAUCAGCAGCACCCUGUUCUUCACCUGCACUGUGGAGGGUUCUCCAGAAUACACCAUCAGCUGGUACAGGAACACUGAGCCUAUUGUUCCCGACCAGCACAUUUUCAUACAGGGACAACACAACGACACGCUGCAGAUCACUGCAGCUCAGAAGUUCCACUCUGGAGCCUACCAAUGCUUUGCUUCCCGAAAGGGCCACACAGCUCAGGACUUUUCCAUUAUUCUCUUAGAGGACGGUACUCCUCGUAUUGUGUCUUCCUUCAGCGAGCGGGUGGUGAACCCCGGCGAGCCUUUCUCUCUCAUGUGUUCUGCCAAAGGAGCCCCACCGCCCUCUAUCACCUGGACUCUGGACGAUGAGCCCGUGGUGCGAGAUUCUACCUACAAGACCAGCCAGUACACCCUGUCCGACGGCCUGACCGUGUCUCACGUCAACGUCAGCAGUCCACUCAUUCGAGACGGGGGAGUGUAUCGUUGCGUCGCACGAAACUCGGCCGGUAGCGCCGAGUACCAAGCGCGCAUAAACGUAAGAGGUCCGCCUCGAAUAAGACCCAUGCGAGAUAUCACAGCGGUGGCAGGCAGAAACACAUAUAUAACAUGCCGCGUGAUUGGCUACCCGUACUACUCGAUCAAGUGGCUGAAGGACGGCAUGCAGCUGCCUGAUAAUCAUCGUCAAGUGGUGUUUGAGAAUGGCACCCUGAGGCUUACGGACGUGCAGAAGGGCGCCGACGAAGGGACCUACUUGUGUAGCGUUCUGAUCCAGCCCCAAGUGUCAAUCAACCAGACGGUCCAUGUAACGGUUAAAGUGCCGCCGCUCAUCCAGCCCUUCGACAUCCCCUCUACCUCAGUGGGGAAGCUCAUGUACAUCGCCUGCGUGGUGUCGUCUGGGGACAUGCCCAUACGCAUCACCUGGCACAAAGACGGCCAGCUCAUAGUGCCAGGCUCUGCCUCUGGCGUCGCAAUCGAGACCAAAGAGUUCAUGAGUUCCCUGCAGAUCUCCAAGGUGACACUGAAGCACAACGGGAACUACACCUGCAUCGCCAGCAACGCCGCAGCCACCGUCAGCUGGGAGAGACAGCUGAUUGUCACCGUGCCGCCACGUUUUGUGGUUCAGCCCAACAACCAGGAUUGCAUUUAUGGAAAAGCAGGCGUUCUGAACUGCUCGGUGGAGGGUUAUCCACCUCCAAAAGUUAUGUGGAAACACGCCAAAGGUGUUGGAAACCCACAGCAGUACCACCCCGUCCCGCUCACCGGCCGCAUCCAGAUCAUGUCGAACGGCUCCCUGCUUAUCCGGCAUGUCCUUGAGGAUGACAGAGGGUACUACCUCUGUCAGGCCUCCAACGGCGUUGGCUCAGACAUCAGUAAAAGCAUGAUCCUCACUGUCAAGAUUCCCGCCAUGAUCACCAGCCACCCCAACACCACCAUGGCGAGGAAGGGCCAGACCAAGGAGCUGAACUGCACAGCACGGGGCGAGCAGCCCAUUAUUAUCCGCUGGGAGAGAGGAGACACGGUCAUUGAUGCAGAGAGAAACCCCCGGUACUCCAUCACUAUCAACAAGAAGGGAGAUGAAGUCAUCUCCACCCUGAAGCUGAACCCAGCCGAGCGAGGAGAUUCAGUCUUCUUCUCCUGCCACGCCAUCAACUCCUAUGGAGAGGGCCGAGGGCUCAUCCAACUCACAGUGCAAGAACCACCGGAUCCCCCGGAGCUGGAAGUGAGGGAGGUGAAGGACAGAAGCAUGAACCUGCGCUGGAUCCAAAGGUUUGAUGGCAACAGCAUCAUCACCAGCUAUGAUAUUGAGUACAAGAAUAAAUCAGACUCUUGGGAUCACAUGUACACAACCAGGAACAUCUCCCCUACAAACAAUCAAGCCAACAUUGUGGAAUUGCAUCCGGCUUGCGUUUACAGCAUCCGCAUGUAUUCGUAUAACAAAAUCGGACGCAGCCUCCCUAGCAAAGAGCUCACUAUCAGCACUGAGGAAGCGCCACCUGAUGGGCCCCCGAUGGAUGUUGUCCUCCAACCGAUGACGUCUCAGAGCAUUCGAGUCACAUGGAGGGCUCCCAAGAAGGAACUGCAGAAUGGGGUUAUCCGAGGCUAUCAGAUCGGCUACAGAGAGAACGGGCCUGGCAGCAACGGCCAGUACAGCAUCGUGGAGAUGAAAGCAACGGGGGACAGCGAGGUGUACACCUUGGACAACCUGAAGAAGUUUGCUCAGUACGGCGUGGUCGUCCAGGCUUUCAACAGAGCUGGAACUGGGCCGUCCAGCACCGAGAUCAACGCCACCACACUGGAAGACGUGCCGAGCGAGCCCCCACAGAACGUGAGAGCAAUCUCGGUGACGUCGGAUGAGGCGGUGAUCACGUGGUCGGAGCCUCCGCGCAUGACGCUGCACGGCGUGCUGAAAGGCUACCGGGUUGUGUUUUGGUCCCUCUUCCCCGACGGAGGUGGGUGCUGUGGGGGCCGGGCCCAGUGGCCGAUGCAGAAAUGGGGAGAGAUGCAGAACAUCACCACCACACGUGAACAGGUGGAGCUGCGAGGGCUGGAGAAAUUCACCAACUACAGCGUUCAGGUUCUGGCCUACACGCAGGCCGGUGACGGAGUCCGCAGCAACGUCCUGUACAUACAAACGCGCGAGGACCUUCCCGGUCCACCAGCCGGCAUCAAGGCAGUUCCUUCCUCUCCAAGCAGCGUGGUCGUGUCCUGGUUACCACCUCUCAAACCAAAUGGUGUUAUCCGCAAGUACACCAUUUACUGCUCCAGUCCAGGAUCUGGGCAGCCGGCGCCCAGCGAGUACGAGGCCAACCCCGAGAUGCUCUUUUACCGUAUCACGCACCUCAGCCGCGGCAAACAGUACCACAUCUGGGCCGCGGCCGUGACGACCGCCGGCCGCGGCAACAUCAGCUCAAAGGUCACAGUGGAGCCUGCUGGGAAAGUCCCGGCAAAAAUCCUCUCCUUCGGGGGCACGGUGACCACGCCCUGGAUGAAGGAAGUCCGUCUGCCCUGCAGCUCGGUCGGCGAGCCCGCCCCCACCAUUAAAUGGACCAAAGACAGCGAGGAUUCUGCCGUCCCAGUGACGGCCGAUGGUCAGCGGCAGAUCUUGUCCAACGGCACGCUGGUGCUACGUUCGGUAAAAGCCGAGGAUUCUGGGUACUACACCUGCACGGCGACUAACACCCUGGGCUUUGACACCAUCAUUGUGAAUCUGGUGGUGCAAGUUCCUCCUGACCAGCCUCGUCUGACUGUCUCCACCACCUCCACCUCCUCCAUCACCCUGGCUUGGAUUCCAGGGGACAAUGGAGGAAGCUCUAUCAGAGGAUUUGUGCUGCAGUAUUCUGUGGACAACACAGAGGAGUGGAGGGAUGUGUUCAUCAGCUCCAGCGAGCGCUCCUUCAGGCUGGACAAUCUGCGCUGCGGAACAUGGUACAAAGUCAAGCUGGCAGCCAAGAACAGCGUCGGCUCGGGUCGCAUCAGUGAGAUCAUCGAGGCCAAGACGCACGGAAGAGAGCCGGUGUUUAACAAGGACCAGCCGCUACUCACCCACAUCAACUCCACCCAUGCGGGACUCAACCUGCAGGGCUGGACCAGUGGCGGCUGCCCCAUCACUGACCUAAUGCUGGACUUCAGACCUAAAGGCACCUGGGCCUGGCAGAGCCUUAAGGCCAACUCCACCAAUCAGCUGUUCCUCAGCGAGCUUCGCGAGGCCACAUGGUACGAGCUCAAAAUGAAGGCCUGCAACAGCGCUGGCUGUGGAAACCAGACCUCCCAGUUUGCUACCACCGACUAUGAUGGCAGUACGAUCCCCCCCAUUAAAUCUGCCCGUGGAGAGGGGGAUGACGUGAAAAAACUGUUCUCCAUCGGCUCUCCUGUCAUCCUGGUCACUCUGGGCGUGGCUUUGCUCUUCAUCAUCCGUAAGAAACGCAAAGAGAAGAGGCUUAAACGGCUCAGGGAUGCUAAGAGCCUGGCUGAGAUGCUGAUCAGCAAGAACAAUCGCAGCAUAGACACGCCGGUGAAGGGCCCUCCGCAAGGGCCGAGGCUCCACAUCGACAUUCCCCGAGUUCAGCUGCUCAUCGAGGACAAGGAAGGCAUCAAACAGAUAGGAGAGGACAAGGCAGCGGUGCCGGUGACAGACACCGAGUUCAGCCAGUCAGUGAAUCCCCAGAACUUCUGCACGGGCGUGUCCCUGCACCACCAGGCCCUGAUCCAGAACUCAGGACCUCUGAUUGACAUGUCAGACAUCCGCCCUGGCACAAACCCUGUGUCCAGGAAGAGCAUAAAGUCCGCUCACAGCUCCAGGAACAGAUACUCCAGCCAGUGGACACUGAGUCGACCGAGUCAGUCCACAGCUUCGGCGCGAACUCUGACGUCCGACUGGCGGACGAUGGGCUCCCACGGCAUCACCGCCACCGAGAGUGACAGCUACAGCGCCAGCCUCUCUCAAGACACGGAUAAGGGUCGUAACAGCAUGGUGUCGACGGAGAGCGCCUCCUCCACCUACGAGGAGCUGGCCCGAGCGUACGAGCACGCCAAGCUGGAGGAGCACCUGCAGCACGCCAAGUUCACCAUCACAGAGUGCUUCAUCUCCGACAGCUCGUCGGACCAGAUGACCACCGGUACCAACGACCCCGCGGACAGCAUGACCUCCCUCAGCACGCCGUCUGAGCCGGGCAUCUGCCGCUUCACCGCCUCGCCACCCAAACCGCAGGACUACGACCGCGGGAAGAACGUGGCGGUGCCCAUUCCCCACCGGGCAAACAAAAGUGAGUUCUGCAAUCUACCCCUUUACAUGAAGGCAGACCCAUUCUUCCGCAAGCAAGGGGACUCUCUGCAUGACCCGUGUCCAGCAGUGCCGCCACGGGAAGCCUCGAUCCGCAGCCUGACGCAGCGGGCGUACCACACCCAGGGCCGUCACAAGACUCUAGACCCGGCCAAGCAGCAGGCCCUGACGCUGGGUCACUCCGGCCUGGGCAGCCUGGGCGCGAGCUCCAGCACCUCCACCUUGCCCCAGAGGACUCUCACCAUGCCCAGCUCCAACAACGCAGCGACGGCCUCCACGUCCAGCACGAGCAGCAACCCCACCAACAGCAACAAGGUGGGCGGCUCCAGAGACUCGCUGCUCGAGAGCAGCUCCUCGGCCCUGGGGAGGCUGCAGAAGCAGAGCGUGGGGGCCUACUCCAAGUCCUACACGCUGGUGUAGUCCGGUCCGCCGCACAGACUCGCACUGCUGCCCCGCUCCGCAGCCAGCACCACUCUGGCUCUCAUAAGUCUGGGCCACAACAGGCUUGCGGGCAUCUUUCUGAAAGCCAAGCUCAUGGCGAACCGCCCGGCUUCCUGUCUACUUUUCCUUCAAGGGGGCGGAGGAGUUGGAGGCGUCCCACCCGUCUAGACAGAGACCCAGCUAACCCUACUGUUCAUGUUCAAAUGGAACUAAAUAUACGAGAACUACUAACUCCAACUAACAGUUCCAGCCGGCUGGUGCUCAGCUCCACUCAGUUCCUGCAGGAGACACACAGCCAAAUGCAGAAUGUGAUUUCUGUGGUCAUUUUUGCAAAUAUUGACUGUAACCAAAGAGCUGAAGGCUCUGAGUUCAUGAAAACUAUAAUAGCCAGUAUGAAGCUGUGCGACCAUCCUGUUUUUUCACACACACACGCACGCGCCCACCCAAACACACACACACACAUUCACACCCACGGAAACACAAUGUCCUUCAUAGUUUUUGAUUUGACUUAUUUUAUAUUUUUUGAUCAGUUUGCUGGACUUCAGCUAAGUCCCCUGUUUUCCCACGCUCUCUCUCACUCUCUUGGUGUCUCUCCCUAAUAAGAAUUGGCAGAUUUCCCUUUUUUAAUUGCGACUCCAAAAGGCAACGAUUCAGAUUCACCUCCACAAAUCAGUAUUCUCCACUCAUCUCUCUGCAGCUGAACGGUGUCUCAACUCUUCAGUCCAGUCACUACAACCCUGGUGAAGCAGCUGUAAUUUCUCACCUUACAAAUAGAGAAUAUUUGGUAUUAUAAAGAAUUUUACAUAUAUAUUUCUAUGUAGGUAUAUUAUUGACAUCUAAGGGAAAUGAUGACAAAGUAUAAACUGUAUGCGCUACACCGACGUGAUAGUUAUAUACAGCGGUUUAACGUUACCGGCAAAUUUUAAGAAAGGAGACAAUCGCUCAAUCACUGAAUUUAGAAGUAGAGAAAAUUUAAGAAAAGUUGGACUUAAAAAAGAAAAUGUUUAGUAUAUAUGUGAGAUAUUCUGUAUGUUAGUGCGUGCUGGCCAGCUAAGAAGGAAGAGUGACCCUCUCUGUUGUGGAGAUGGGCUAACAGAAAGCAGGGUGGGAAGAUUACACCUUCCCUAAGCUGUGGCGCCUUGGUUGUUUGUGUGGCUUUGGGGGGGAAACAAUCACAAUACCAGGCCUUCAAUGAUGUCUUCUUCUAUAGCUUGUUACUAGCCCGAGUGUUUGGUUUAGGUUGAUAUGCUAAGAUUCAAAAGUUACAGUGUCUUGUAAAAGCUGUUACGCCUCUUUUCCACAUCACAACCGCUAACUUCAAUGUAUUUUAUUGGGAUAUUAUGUGACGAAGCAGCAUAAAGUAGAGUUAAAUUGGUGGUGGAUGUGAAAUAACAUGUGAUCAUCAAUAGGUUUACAUGAAACAAAUCUAAAAAAAAAAUAAAAAAGUAUUUCAAGAGGGAUGCAUUCUUUAGCAAGGCACUGUAUAUUGUUAUCUCAGUGGAUCCCAAAACACCUGUAUGCAGUUUGCUGCAAAGUGGUUAGAGACUUGGGUUGUUCUCCGGUUUUAAGGCCUGUGUUUGUGGCUAGAUGGCAAAUCCUCCCAAGAUGUAGUUAUUUGCUUCUCAGCCAAAUAAAUAAGCUGAACUGAAUGCCAGUCAUAAUGUGAAUGAAGUAUUAAUAAUAUUAAUGUCAAGAGAUGUUAUAUGUCAGGGAAUUCAGUUAUGAAAAUUAUAUGAUGUUCACGGAAUUGAUAUCUUUGUUGUCGUCCUGUCUGAAGAACUGUAAAUGUCCCACUCUUUUUUAUCUCCACAUCGUCCAUCCAUGAUCCUUUUCUCGCUGUUGUACAUGAACACAAGAACCUAUGGGAAGGCCGUUUUGUCCCGCGAUAGUGUUUUGUGUUGACUAUUUAUUUACCCAUUUGCUUUGUUUGUUUGUCUGCUUGCUCGUUUAGAGGAAAGGAGAGGGUUUUUGUUGGUCUGUUGAUUUUGAUUUUUUUUCUUCAGUUUUGUCAGAAAUUUAGGUUCCAGGGGUCCAACAGUACACGGCCUGUGUUACACACCAGUUCAGCCAAGUAAAAUCAGGGACUUGUGGCUCUUUUGGUCAUACAGACUACUAUUGUAUUGUGUAUAUACUGGACCGGAGCCACGAUGUGAAACGGCAUCGUUUCGGCUCUUGCCUUCGUUCCCCACUGAGAUAAACUGAGGUACAAAUUCGCCCCCCCCCCCCGACCCACACCAGACCCUUCAUCUCUACCUUCGUCAGUGUUGUUUUUAAAUUGAGUCUUGUACAUAAAACACAGUUUUGUAUGAAGAGCUAUUUUCUUCAGGAUAAAUCAGGGGACGCAUCAAGGUGGAAAGUCCCACUUUCAAAAUUGAAAUAACAUCACAAAUUGUUUUUGUUUUGUUUUUUUCUAAAGAUGGACAAACACAUUUCCCCCCCCCUUAUGUUUUUGAUACUACUAAUUUGAAGAAUUUUUAGUCUUUUUUUUUUUUUUUAAAGAAAAAACAACGUAUUUUGAUGUUGUCAUUUGUCCCAUUUACUUUUUUUAACAUCAUUAUUUUAUAUUCUGUUCGACCCUCGGAAAAGUCAUUGCAUGCUUGCUAAAAGGGAAAAAUUGAUGGAAAAAUGUAUGAAAAAUAAAAACAAAAAAAGAUGUUGAAGAUAUCCCAAACAUUUCUUUAAGUUGCUUGUUACAGCAAUUGCUUGUGUUCAAAGGUACAUUUUCUAUGAAAAAGCAAAAACUAAAAAGAUCAUUCUAACACCUUGUGCAAUAAAGCUAUCUUUCAUAUGC
Xiphophorus hellerii (green swordtail) is the source of this 9551-nucleotide messenger RNA. RefSeq names its product Down syndrome cell adhesion molecule-like protein 1 homolog. The record is from RefSeq and is a predicted model, not a curated record. The transcript has 33 exons. NCBI's taxonomy places the organism in Eukaryota, Metazoa, Chordata, Actinopteri, Cyprinodontiformes, Poeciliidae. Gene Ontology annotation, molecular function: cell-cell adhesion mediator activity. The coding region runs from base 359 to 6739 and encodes 2126 amino acids. Gene Ontology annotation, biological process: cell-cell adhesion; brain development; axon guidance. Gene Ontology annotation, cellular component: plasma membrane; axon.